GACAGGAACGAAGGCUACAAGAUUGCUCUACUCCUGCAAGACACUCUCUCUCUCGGAGUCUGUCUUUAGUUUCUUUUGUUGCUGUUAAUUUCUGUGUUUUGCAGGUAAAAACGAAACGACUGUGAUUUUGUAUAAAGACCCAGAAAAAAAGCCGAGAUCUUUCGGGUUGGACUUACUUUGAAGGAAAAGUUGAUUUUUUCUUGGGUUUUAUAUUCCAUAUAUUGAAGGACAAGCAACUCUGAAGUUUAAGCCAAGUUUAGAGGGAUCUUCAAAAGAAGACAUGAAUCUUUUGUACAGUUCCAGUUUCAAGUAUUCAGAUGGAGAGUUGAGAAGGAGUCAAGAAUUCAUGGAUUUAAAUCCCUAUCACUACCAUCAACAACAACAACAAAUCCAGCAAAAUUCUGGUCUGAUGCGUUAUCGCUCUGCACCAAGCUCAAUCCUGGAGAGCCUUGUGAAUGGUACAAGUGGCCAUGAUGGUGGUGGCAUCGAAAGCGGGGAUUAUCGGUAUCUUCGAUCUUCAAGCCCUGAAAUGGAUACCGUGUUGGCGAGGUUUAUGUCAUCAUGUAAUGGUUCUGGUGAUUCCAGUUCUCAAAAUCUGCAAGAAUUUGGAGAGAGACCAGCGAUAAAGCAAGAAGGAGGAGAUUCGGAGAUGGUUUAUCAAAGUUUACCGGGGCAUAAUUUGGUUACUGACAAUUCAGUGAGUGUUGGGAAUUCUAUGGAUAGCGCAUUCAAUGUAAUGAGUUCAAUGGCUUUAGAGAAUUCUAUGCAAGCAACUAAGAUGAGUACCGCGAACGGAUCUAAUCUUGCUAGGCAAAACAGCUCUCCAGCUGGACUUUUCUCCGACCUUGGCGUUGACAAUGGCUUUGUUGUAAUGAGAGAAGGUGGCAGCUUCAGAGCUGGAAAUGGUACGAAUGGAGAAGCGAGUCCAACUAAUAAGUUAAGAAGGCAUGUGAACUUCUCAUCAGGGCAAAGGAUGUUGCCUCAGAUUGCUGAAAUUGGAGAAGAAUGUAUUGGUGGGAGGAGUCCAGAAGGCGAUGUUAGCGAGGCAAGGUACAUGUCUAGGUUCACUAGUGAUUCUUGGGACGGUGCUUCUCUGAGUGGUCUUAAGAGACAGAGGGAUAAUGAUGGGAACAUGUUUUCUGGCCUAAACACACUGGACAAUCAGGAUGGAAAUUCUGGAAACCGUGUGACUGGUUUGACUCACCACUUGAGCUUGCCCAAGACUCUUUCAGAAACGGCUACCAUCGAGAAGUUUUUGGAUUUUCAAGGCAAUUCUGUUCCAUGUAAGAUUCGAGCCAAAAGAGGUUUCGCUACCCAUCCACGAAGCAUAGCAGAGAGGGUAAGAAGAACUCGGAUUAGUGAAAGAAUGAGAAAAUUGCAAGAACUUUUCCCAAACAUGGACAAGCAAACAAACACGGCAGAUAUGUUAGAUUUGGCAGUUGAGCACAUUAAAGAUCUACAGAAACAAGUAAAGACCCUCACGGAUACUAAAGCGAAGUGCACGUGUUCUAGUAAACAGAAGCAAUAUUCAAGUCCCUCAGCUUGAUUUUAGUUUCUGUACAGAUAGCACUAGGACAAUGGCAAGACAAAAAACAAGCACAUAGCUACCUAGUUUUGAUCUACCGUAAAAUAAUAGGUAUCAGGAGACAGUGAGCUUUAAGGAUAAUUUAAGAUACACUUUUCUCUGUAAUAUUUUGUAGUGCUGAUCUCGGCAUUCUACCGAAAGCAAUGCCCUUUCAAAAUUUCUUCUGUUUGCA
This is a messenger RNA of Populus euphratica (Euphrates poplar), 1757 nucleotides long. Its product is annotated as transcription factor bHLH130-like. The transcript is spliced from 8 exons. The record is from RefSeq and is a predicted model, not a curated record. Gene Ontology annotation, cellular component: nucleus. Gene Ontology annotation, biological process: regulation of transcription by RNA polymerase II. Gene Ontology annotation, molecular function: protein dimerization activity; DNA-binding transcription factor activity, RNA polymerase II-specific; RNA polymerase II cis-regulatory region sequence-specific DNA binding. The coding region runs from base 281 to 1546 and encodes 421 amino acids. Lineage: Eukaryota; Viridiplantae; Streptophyta; Magnoliopsida; Malpighiales; Salicaceae.